Molecule: messenger RNA, 1179 nt
Organism: Syngnathus typhle (broad-nosed pipefish)
Lineage: Eukaryota; Metazoa; Chordata; Actinopteri; Syngnathiformes; Syngnathidae
Gene: tbpl2
Product: TATA box binding protein like 2
Exons: 7
Coding region: 92-1090 (332 amino acids)
Biological process (GO): DNA-templated transcription initiation
Molecular function (GO): RNA polymerase II general transcription initiation factor activity; DNA binding
Source: RefSeq, a predicted model, not a curated record
AUGAGAUUGGAAUCAGCUGGGCCCAUGCUCUUACCUGUUCGGGAGCAAUGCUAGAAAAUUCUGGGGAUUCUUGACACGUGCUUGCUGAGUAAUGGACGAGUCGGUGCUGGAGCGUUACUUGGAUGACUCUUUUGCAAAUGACUCUGGCUUCCUGGACGGGGAAGAUUCCGGCCUCCCGAGCACGGCCGACCCGCUCCCGCCCUCCCCGAAGGCGAGCGGCGAACUGAGCGACGACCUGGACCUCAGCUUCCUACCUGACGAGCUGAGUGCCAGGACACAGGAUUCCGAAGGAGGCGGUGGGAGCGUCGCUCUGGCAUCCCACCACGAAAGUGAAGAUGAAGAUCAACCUAUUUUGUCAUCCUCACGGUUGGCUAACGACAGUGCCACCUUCUGCCCCAUGACCCCCAUGACGCCCAUGACCCCCAUGACGGAGAGGUCAGGGAUCGUCCCGCAGCUGCAAAACAUCGUCUCCACAGUGAACCUGGGUUGUCCGCUGGACCUCAAGUUCAUCGCCCUUCAAGCCCGAAACGCAGAGUACAACCCCAAGCGCUUCGCCGCAGUCAUCAUGAGGAUCCGAGAGCCCAGAACCACGGCGCUGAUCUUCAGUUCCGGGAAGAUGGUCUGCACCGGAGCAAAGAGUGAGGAGCAGUCCCGACUAGCGGCCAGGAAGUACGCCCGCGUAGUGCAGAAGUUGGGCUUCCCCGCUCGCUUCCUGGAGUUCAAGAUCCAGAAUAUGGUGGCCAGCUGCGACGUCUGCUUUCCCAUCCGUCUGGAGGGCCUGGUCUUGACCCACCAACAGUUCAGCAGUUACGAGCCCGAGUUGUUUCCGGGUUUAAUCUACCGGAUGGUGAAACCUCGGAUCGUUCUGCUCAUCUUCGUGUCGGGCAAAGUCGUCCUGACGGGUAGGCGUCGGCCAGUCAGGGUGCCGGCAACAUUCAAUAGAUUACUUGAUAAAUCAAUGAUCUGCCAGUCAAUCUGCUUUCCUUGCAGGCGCCAAAGAGCGCAGCGAGAUCUACGAAGCCUUCGAGAACAUCUACCCAAUUUUAAGAGGCUUCCGCAAGCAGUGAUGUCACUUCCUGCUCAUUUGUAAAUAUUUGCGCUGUUUUAUGUUGUUGGCAAUUAAUUUUAGUCAUGUCAGAACACAAAAGUGGGGAAGAAGUCAAAUAAAAAAAUUAAAAA